This is a messenger RNA of Caenorhabditis remanei, 501 nucleotides long. RefSeq lists its product as uncharacterized. The transcript is spliced from 4 exons. Gene Ontology annotation, molecular function: DNA-binding transcription factor activity; RNA polymerase II cis-regulatory region sequence-specific DNA binding. The record is from RefSeq and is a predicted model, not a curated record. Gene Ontology annotation, biological process: regulation of transcription by RNA polymerase II. Lineage: Eukaryota; Metazoa; Nematoda; Chromadorea; Rhabditida; Rhabditidae. The coding region runs from base 1 to 501 and encodes 166 amino acids.
AUGGAAAUCAAAGUGAAUUCUCUGGUACCCGUCACCGAAACCACACCACCACCAACUUUCCUAUCCACGUCGACACAAACCACUCAGCCACCUAACUGCCCAUUUAUCUCAUCCAGUUUUCCUGAUAUUAUUGCAGUGUCCAUUGAAGUCAUCUUCUUUGAAGCACCACCGCCUUGGCAUAGAGCAACGCCAGGUUUGAAACAACACAUGCAAGCUCUUGCAAAAAAGAAGCAGUUUCAAUGCGAAAUCUGCUUACGCCGAUUUCGAUUCGAAACUAAUCUUCAUGAGCACAAAUCAGUGCACAAGGACAAAGUGUUUGAAUGUCUAUUCCCAAAAUGCACACAAACAUGCCGCUUGAAGGGCAACCUCAAAAAACACAUGAGAGUUCACUACAACAGUGUUGAGGGAUGGGAUGAAGAAUACAAGAAGUUCACUUCGUCUCUGAAAAAACCGAAGAAACAGCAGAAAAGAAACGGAUCCACCAAUGGUGAGUUACAUUAA